UAUAUAUGUGUAUUCAUGUCUUGUACUACGUCUUCAAUGUGUUUAGAUACAUUCUUAUAUGACUAUGAAAGGAGAAAUGCAUAUAUAUAAUGAGAACGGCACUAAUACAUGAAUGUAUUCUAUUGCUAUUCAAGAUGGAGAGAAAACAACGUAUGUUUUCUGUAAGGUGGUUGUAAACAAGAAAAUUGGAAAGAAAUAUCUAUUUGUUAAGUAAUAAAUAAUAAUCAAUGAGAAAUGGCAAAAUCUGUAUUGAGUUCUGACACAUUGCCAAAAGCAGGUCGGGUAAAUGAAGUAUGUCGUGAAUGGCUGGUGCAUGAGGAUGGAGCUCUCGCAUAUCGUUUACAGGAUGAAGAAAUUAGAGAACAUUACUCUAGCAACAAAAUGCGUAAUGCACAAGUCAGAGAAGAUUUACCAAGAGCUAAAGUUGAACAAGAAUUGGAAACUCUCAAAUAUCAAUCCUACAUUCAGCAGCAAGAAGAAAGAGAUGCACUUGUUGCAAAACAGAUUGCAUUAUCUUUAGAACGUGAAGAAAGACAACGAGAACGAGAAUUACAAGAACAAAUGAGACUGCAAUUGAGGUUGGAUGACGAAGCUGCACAGCUUGAAAUUGAACGACAUAUUCAAGAAGAGAAAGAUGAGGAAUUAGCAAGAAAAUUGCAGCAAGAAGAAGAAGAAAGUGCUAUAAGUAACCAUGAUGAUCCUGUUAAUGAGCAAUUAUUAUUAGAUCAAAAAAUUGCAAUGGAAGCACAGGAUGCUGAACUAGCACGAAUGCUUCAAGAAAAAGAACGUGCAAAAAUAAGAAAAGCUAGACAAAAAGCUAGACAAAGAAAAUUGGAACGUCAACAACUUCAAGAAUUAGAAGAGCAAAAUCUCACAGAGAAACCUCAACGACCUGAUAGAUUAGAAUUGAAGAAUGUGCAAAGUAAGACUAGAAUACAACAGUCUUUAAAUUAUCCUCCAUAUCCUGAUCCUGAAGAAAUACAAACACUAGAUGAUUCAAUUGAAAAUAUAAGAGAAGUGCAAAAUGUGGCUGCAAUUAUUGAUCCUACAUAUAAUGGAAAUAUACAUAAAAAUACUUCAAGUAGUUCAAGCAGUACAGUAAGUCCUACAUAUGCAUUGCCUACACCACCACAGGAGCUUAUGAAUGAUGAUGUUCCAUGUUACAUGCCCAUCCAAGGACAACGAAGAAAUCAAAUGCAAUCUCCGUCCCAAACUCAUGAAGAAAAGCAUAAACGUCGAGUGAAAGAUGGUUGCAAACAACAAUAGAAAUAGUCUGUUUUUUUAAUGAAAUAUUUUUUGAUAUUUUUUUUCGUUGCCAUGAAGAAAUGAUAUUUUAUUUAUCAUAAGUUUCAUAGAAAUUCUUAUUAUAUAUGCAACUUAAAAAUCAAUACAAAAUAGAAUUAAAUUUGUAUCCUUCGUUUACGACGAAAUAUAGUUAACGAAAGCAAUAUAAAAAUAAAUGUGCCUUUUAAAAUGA
Messenger RNA from Apis mellifera (honey bee), 1477 nucleotides. RefSeq names its product coiled-coil domain-containing protein 50. The record is from RefSeq and is a predicted model, not a curated record. NCBI's taxonomy places the organism in Eukaryota, Metazoa, Arthropoda, Insecta, Hymenoptera, Apidae. The transcript is spliced from 5 exons. Bases 235 to 1266 code for a protein of 343 amino acids.